AUGACCUGUUUUGGAAAAGCGGCUGAUUUGAUCCUCUGUCCACAGGCGGCUCUGCCCUCAGUCCCACCUGACACCAAACUGUCCAAGCUGGACAUUUUGGUUCUGGCUACUAACUACAUAGCUUUCCUGACGGAGACAUUGGAUCAGGGACGGACACAAGCUGAGCACACCUUGCCCUCCCAGCCGGGGGGAAAUCUGCAUCCUGUUAAGAAGUGGCCCAUGCGUUCCCUGCUCUAUUGUGGCAGCGUGGCAGAGCUGCUUUCAGGAGUCCCAGUCAAUCAGACGCCUAUUCCCGGACAGGAUGGAACACACCCCCUAACCCCCCGCCAAGAAGUAAACAAAGAGUGAUAGCUAAGAGGGGUCCUUACUUUCCCCCUUCUCAAAUGUUAAUCAGCUGCCAUUGGGAGCAUAAGAAGCUUCUAUCUGAAGUAUGUCUUUAUCUGUCAGUAAGAAGCUUCCUCCCUUCUACAUUCACUGUAAUGUAAAUUAUGUUGCUUAGGUAGGCUCUGCAGUUUAACUUUAAGAACACUACAGAAAAAAAAAAUCUAAACUUUUGAGCCAUCAAAAGUAAAAGGAAGGCAAAGAUUCACAUAUGUUGG
Messenger RNA from Notothenia coriiceps (black rockcod), 599 nucleotides. Its product is annotated as transcription factor 24-like. Gene Ontology annotation, molecular function: protein dimerization activity; DNA-binding transcription factor activity, RNA polymerase II-specific; RNA polymerase II transcription regulatory region sequence-specific DNA binding. The record is from RefSeq and is a predicted model, not a curated record. The transcript is spliced from 3 exons. Lineage: Eukaryota; Metazoa; Chordata; Actinopteri; Perciformes; Nototheniidae. The coding region runs from base 1 to 348 and encodes 115 amino acids. Gene Ontology annotation, biological process: developmental process; regulation of transcription by RNA polymerase II.